This is a messenger RNA of Arabidopsis arenosa, 5347 nucleotides long. The record is from the annotation of a GenBank genome assembly. Lineage: Eukaryota; Viridiplantae; Streptophyta; Magnoliopsida; Brassicales; Brassicaceae.
GCUUCCGCGUACCCGCUUCUGAUUCCAUGCAAGUUCAAACCAAGCUUGCGUUCUGUAGAAAAUGAUUGGAGAUUUGUAAGGCUUGUGUAGUUAAUGGCUGAGAAGAGAGUAAUGAUACUGGUUGAAUUAAAGGAGAAGAUUGAUCAGGCUGAGAAAGAGCGGAAAAUCUUUGACCGGCUUCUUGGUACUCUUUGUCAUUGUAACCUCGACACACAGCUUCGUGUCGCGGGUGGUUGGGUGCCUGACAAGCUUCUAGGGAAAGAGAGUAAUGAUAUUGAUAUAGCCAUUGAUAAUAUGUCGGGAAGUGAGUUUCUUGAUAAGGGAAUCAUCUCAUCGAGCGGAUCUUCUGCCUGCAUCUUGUCUGCAUCAUCUGCCUGUUUGCAUCAGAACAAAGAGGCUAGACAUAUAAUGGUUAUGGAAAAGACAUGGGUUCAUCUUAACAGAACCGAUCCUGGUUAUGAGAAAGGUGCUUGGGAUUUUGUGAGGUCUGUGGCUGCAGGUUUAGGAGACAAUGCAAUGAUUGUUUGCCCGUGUAUUGACUGUCGCAACGUAUAUCGCCACUCAGCCGCUGAUGUCGUUGAUCAUCUUGUAACUAGGGGAAUGGAUUGGAGUUACAAGGCGAGUGAGGACUGGUUUCAUCAUGGAGAAGUGAAAUCAGGGACUGAGUGUAGAAAGAAUACAAGCCAGUUGAACCAAGAGAUCUUAGGUUUGUUCAAAGCUGCUGAGUUUAUGGAUGAAGAGCUGGAUUUCCCGGCAUAUGGAAAUCUAGCAGGCUGCAAAGUUAAAGGCAAAAUGGGUUGUCCUGUUUGCGGGAAGCACACAGAUAGUUUGUGGUUGAGUAAUUGUAGAAAGCACGUGUAUAUGUCUCACCGGAAGUCUCUGUCACCCACCCAUGUUUAUAGAGGAAAGAAAGCAUGGUUUGAUGGUAAAGCUGAGCAUGGAAGAAGAGGUAGGAUUCUGACUGGUCAUAACAUUUAUCAAAUACUCAAAAAAUACAAGAAUGAUUUUGGGAAUGUAAAAGUAAAAGGAAGAAAGAGGAAGAUGCAAGAUCGUGUUGGAUCAGCCUCUGAUACUGAUGAUGAAUCCAGUGAAACAGAAGAUGAGGAAAACCAAGUAGAUGAAGAGGAGCUAUCCAGAUGGAAGAAGUGCCCAAUAUUUUUCAAGUUAGAUUAUUGGAAGGAGAUGCCUGUUAGGCAUAACCUAGACGUGAUGCACGUGGAGAGAAAUGUUGGCGCUAGCCUUGUCUCUACAAUGCUGCAUUCUGGGAAAUCAAAGGAUGGUGUUAAAGCUCGGAAAGAUAUGCAACUGCUUGGUAUUAGGAAGGAUUUACAUCCCCAAACACGUGGAAAAAGAACCUACCUUCCUCCAGGUCCUUGGUCUCUGUCCAAAACAGAGAAGAAAGUAUUCUGUAAGCGAUUAUCUGACUUCAGAGGACCAGAUGGCUACUGUGCAAAUAUUUCCAAAUGUGUUAAGAUAGAAGAUUGUAGUGUUAAAGGUCUUAAAUCACAUGAUUAUCACGUGUUGAUGCAACAACUUCUUCCUGUUGCAAUUAGAGGUUUGUUACCUAAAGGUGUUAGGAUAGCUAUUGGACGCUUAUGCGCUUUCUUCAACAAACUGUGUCAGCGAGUGAUUGAUAGAGAGGCAAUUGCUGUAAUGGAGCUUGAAAUUGUGGAAACUAUCUGCAUGUUUGAGAGGUUCUUUCCUCCAAGUUUCUUUGAUAUAAUGGUGCAUUUGACAGUUCACUUAGGCAGGGAAGCUCGGUUAUGUGGACCAGUUCAUUUUCGUUGGAUGUACCCAUUUGAGAGGUACAUGAAAGUUCUGAAGGACUUUGUAAGAAACACGGCAAGACCAGAGGGUUGUAUUGCUGAAGCAUAUCUCGCUGAGGAGUGUGUGCGGUUCUGCAGUGAUUUCUUGAAAAAGACAACAAAUGUUGAUGAGAAAAUUGAAAGAAAUUCUGAUUAUGAGAACUGCACUAUCUUGGAGGGUCGUCCUAUAUCAGCACCUACUUCAUGUACUUUUACUGAGAAUGAGAAGAACAUAGCACAUCUUGCUGUCAUUCAUAAUAUGGCUCUGCUUGAUCCUUAUGUGGACAUGCACCUGCAACAUCUACAAGAUUCUAGUGAAAGAUGUUGCCGUGAUUCUGCAUUUUUAUGGCGUAAACAUUCUCAGACAUUUGCAGCCUGGUUAAAAGAACAGAUACCUAUGACUUCUGAUCAUGAAGAUAUACUUAAGUGGUUAGCAUAUGGUCCUCGUCUUCAUGCAAGGUCUUACACGGGUUACAUAGUCAAUGGCAAUCGGUUUCAUACAGUUACGGUUGAUAGGGAAACUCAGAACUCUGGUGUGUUGCAUGAGGCCACAGCAAUGUGUAUAGCUAGUGCAAAAGACAAUUCUCCAAUGGUUGAUGUUGUGUCUUACUAUGGCAGAGUGGUGGAUAUUAUACUGCUUGAUUACAAUGUCUUCUACAUUCCUAUAUUCAGGUGCCAAUGGGCAAAUAUAGGUAAUGGAGUAAAGGAAGAAGAUGGAUUCACACUUGUCAACCUUAACCAAAGUCAAACUGCAUUUGCUAAAGAUCCAUACAUACUAGCAUCUCAAGCACAUCAAGUUUUUUAUUCAAGGGUAGAUGAUUCAUCGAGUUGGUAUGUAGCUAUGAGAAGUUCUAAGAGAAGAUACAGUGCAGAAGAUACUGAAUCUGGAACUGCGGAUGUUGGGCCAUUGCCUGUAUUAGUUGACAUGGAUGAAGAUGACUUGGCUGAUGAAGCUAUGAAUGCCCGAGCUGACUAUGAUGCUGAUUUACAAGAUGAUGACACUUCUCAAAAACAGCAAGUACAUGAACUUAAUGAAGUGGAUGCUCAGUUAGAAGGUAAAGAGAAUGAUGAUGAAGACAAUGAAGACAAUAUAGUUGAACCAGUUGAUGAUGAUGCUGCUGCUUACAAUGAAGAUCAUUCUCAGACAGUUGCUGAAAAUAUUGCUGAACCAAAGCGUAAAAGGAAACGAGGACCAACGAAGAUGAAAAACAUCGCCAAGGAUCCAAGUGAAAAGGUUCACGUGGAUUAUACUAUCAUGGGAGAACCUUGUGGUCCAGGGUCAGUACCGUUUGCAUCAUAUUUAGGUACAAUAGUACGGGAACAUGUUCCUUACACAAUCCGGGAUUGGAGGAAAGUAAGUGAAGAUAUCAAACUUGUUUUGUGGAGAUCUAUUGAGCUAAGGUUUGAUCUUGACCAACCAUGGAAGAAAAGAGCUGCAUUUGUUCAGAUGAGAGAUAUAUGGAGAUCCUCCAAAUCACGCCUUGUUUCAGCGGUCAGAGGAGCUGAUAACAUGAAAGAUAGGAUGGAUCUGCGACCACCUAAUAUAACUGAACCCGAAUGGCGUAAGUUUAUAAAAGAGAAGACUAGUAAUGCAUUUAAGGUAGUAAGUGAUUCUAUGAAGAAGAAAAGGAAGCUGCAGAUUCCUCAUUGCCUUGGCCGUAAAGGAAUGGUCAGAAAGAGAGAAGAAUUAAUCGAGGCAAGCUCAGACCCAUCCCAGGUGACAAGAGCAAAAGUGUGGGUCGAGUCACGGACCAAGAAGGAUGGUACUCCUGUAACUACAGAGGCAGCUGAAUUGAUUAGAAAGGCAACCGAGCUAGAAAUUAAAGGUACUCAGGAUUCAGCUACAACAAAUCCAAAGGAAGAUAUACUUAGUCAAAUUUUGGGACCUGAUAAUCCUGGAAGACUACGGGCAAUGGGCAGAGGCAUGAGCUUGACCAAACUUUCUUGUUUCCAAGUCAACAUAAACUCUAUGGCUGCAAUGGAAGCAGAUCAGGUUCAAAUGAAGAAUAGAAUUCAGGAUUUAGAGCAAAUUAUUGAAAAAAUUUAUGAUCAGAGACAAGAGGGUGAUGUUGGUGAAAACUCUAUACAUAAGAGUGUAAAUACCAAAACACUUACUAAGUGUAAUUUGGUUGACUGGACUUCUUCUGAUGAUAAUGUUGCUGAGGGCCGUAUUGUUUCUUAUGAUGCUGAUGAAUUAGUACAUGGGAUACCUUUAGGGCCUUAUGCAGUUAAGGUUUUUAUUGAAUCUGCUACCAAACCAGAAGCUCCAUUAUGGAGACCUAUACCUAAGAUGACUACUAUUGAGGAUGCAGUUGGAGAAAUGAUUGCAUGGGAUCCCGAUUUAUGUAUUGUUCCAAGCGAAGGUGGCAUUGCAGAAGACAUUGCACCUAAGAGCCCUAGCACAAGUUCAAAAAACAGAUGCAAACUCAAGGCUUUGGGUAAGAAUGAUGAAGUUGUAGCUGAAGGCAGAUGGCAGUCUCGAGAACGGAGUGCGUUGGUAAAUGGACUUCCUAUUGGUCCAAAUGCAGUCAAAGUUUAUGUGGAUUCGGUUUUAAACACAAAGACAUGGCUAUGGAGGCCUACAGCGGACAUGAGAACUCUGCAGGAAUCUUUGAACUGUUUUAUAGCAUGGCCUGCAAAUAGAGUUGUGAUUGAGACAACAUCGACUGAAUCCCCUGUUCUUCAACAAUCUACAUCUAAGGGAGGAAGCAUAAGAUCUCAUAAGGCGAUGUCUCCUGUAAUUUCUAAAUCUCCUAAUGGUCCUAUAUCUUCGACUAACUCAGCAAGUCCAAGUUCUCAGAAGGACAAGUCUCCAGAAACUCCAAAAGCUCCUUUGAAGAAACCUUUAUUGAAAACAAAACCAUCUCUGACAGGGGCAUCUCCUCGUCGCAAAUCACAGCGUCUCGCCUUCAAAGAAAAUCAAAAAUGCAAGUUGAUGGAUAUAUCCGGAAUGGAUCGUGUUGUUGCUGAAGGCCGUUGGUCGUCUAGUAAUCCUGACCAAGAGGUACAUCACAAGAAACUGGGGCCUAAUGCUUGUCGCGUAUGGGUGGAUGUUGUGAUUGAACCUGAUGCUGAGGUUUGGAGGCAAACCCCUGCAAUCGAGUGUAUGGCAGAUGCACAUGGAACUUGUGUUGCCUGGCCAGAAGGUAAAGGACUCAUAUGCGGCCUCCCCGCUAAGAACGUUGUACCAAAAUUCAGACAACAGAUACAACAAGGACUCAUAUGCGGCCUCCCCGCUAAGAACGUUGUACCAAAAUUCAGACAACAGAUACAACAACAAGCAAAGAACGAUCAACAAACCGAUGCGGAUGAUGAACUGAAGGAGAUAACAAAGAUAGACUUUAGACGGGCUUGUGCUCACCGAGGGUACUUAAUACGCAUCGAAGAAUACAUUGAUACACGCAUGGAACUAGAGGAAGAAGACAUUGAGGCAAUAAGAAAGCUAUGUGCGAGGAACAACACUGAUAAGAAACGUCCAAGAGUGGAGAAAGGAGAAUCCUCAUACCGCAAGACUGGUUGAAUAAUAAUGGCAUGAGAUUUCA